AUGAUAAAUCUGAAUGAGGAAUAAAAGAUACAAUAGAACAAGCUAGUUAAUAUUUUUGGAUAACACACUAAAUAAGCAUUUAUAAUCUUUAUAAUGAAUGCACUUUUAAGAGUUUAAGAAAACGAUACAUUUUUUAUGUCAAUAACUUUGUAUUUAACAAUCAUAAUGUUUGUAUUUAAUUGUGUAGCUGCAGUAUUUUUACUAUGUUUCAAAAGAGAAUUUCCAAAGGUUGAAUAUUUCCUUAUAUACACAAUGAAUGUAUUUAUGUUUAUAACUCUUCUUGUUUAUUCACUCAAUUAUUUUAUUUAAAAAAAAGAAUAAGAUCAUUUACUUUAAUUAUAUAUAAAGACUUACAUAAUGAUAUUGUUAGGGAAAGUAUGUGAUUAUUUAUUAUAAAUUAAAGGAAAUAGAAAUAUUGAUAAUCAAAAUAUUUCCACUUGAAUUAACGAAUAGAUCAGUUAAUUGUUUUACAUCAUGUAUAAUAGGAAUGAUGAUUCUAUCUCAUGGAGAUAAAUAUGAAUGUUAAAAUAAAUACUCAAUGAUUCUUCUAUCACUUUUACUGACAAAUGUUUUGACAUCAAUAUUUAAUUUAGUUUUCACUUUGAUUUUAUUUAAUUAAAAUAGAUCAUAGAAAGAAUUAAGAAACUUUGCUGAGUAAUUAUAAUUUAAAUUAUAAUAGUUUGCUUUUAGCAGUAUUAUUUUUAGUUCAUAUUGUAUAAUAUAUACUUGUUUUUAUUAAAACAAAUGAUAUAAAUGAAGAAGAAUGUGAAUGUUUAAGUUUUAUAUUUAAAUUUCAAAAAUAUGUGGCACCAAUUAACUUCAUAUCGUUCUUAUUUGUGAUUUAUUAAGAGGUGCGUUACUUCAAAGAAGCAAUUAAAUAUUAAGAAUUAAUUGAAAAAAACAGUCAACAUAACAAUAUGUGUAAUUAAUAUUAAAUUAAUUAUUUUAGAUAGUGCAGGCAUAUAAAAUUAAUAAACAUUAAAAUAAGGAGUCAGACAUUCUAUUAAAAGUCUAAGUUCAGUUGUUAAUCCAAUGGAAGCUAGUCAGAGUAAUUCCUAAGCUCCAAAUUUUGGAACGUAAGUUAUUUAAGUUAAUUAGAGUGAGAAGUAAGGAUAAUAAUUAGAAAAAUUGGGAACUAGUUAAUUUGGAGCUUCAUAACAUAAUCAAGGAAUGUUACAUUCUUGGGCUAAUGUAUAAAAUCCUAAUCCUUUUGGUACUACUGUGAAAGAACAAUAAGAUAGUAAUGAACAUCAAAACAAAGGAAGCAAAUCUGUUGAUGAAAGUUUAAUCAGAUAAGAGGAAUCUCAAAUUCCAGAAAAUUUAUCUCAAGUUAACAACCCUAUGGAAUCUGGUAGUGUGGUUACUAUUCAUUGA
This is a messenger RNA of Paramecium sonneborni, 1374 nucleotides long. NCBI's taxonomy places the organism in Eukaryota, Ciliophora, Oligohymenophorea, Peniculida, Parameciidae. The record is from the annotation of a GenBank genome assembly.